This is a messenger RNA of Leucoraja erinaceus (little skate), 2691 nucleotides long. It is a transcript of the gene fbxl13, whose product is annotated as F-box and leucine-rich repeat protein 13. The transcript is spliced from 23 exons. Bases 228 to 2681 code for a protein of 817 amino acids. Gene Ontology annotation, molecular function: protein binding. Gene Ontology annotation, cellular component: SCF ubiquitin ligase complex. Gene Ontology annotation, biological process: SCF-dependent proteasomal ubiquitin-dependent protein catabolic process. The record is from RefSeq and is a predicted model, not a curated record. NCBI's taxonomy places the organism in Eukaryota, Metazoa, Chordata, Chondrichthyes, Rajiformes, Rajidae.
CUCGAGGAGCGAAUUUCAAACCAUUUCCUCAGUAACAAGAAAAGCUGAGGCAUCCCGGCUUCCAGCAUGCGUGGAAAUCCUGGGCCGACUGAAAGCACACCCGAGGCAAUGGGAGCAAUGACCUGGCUCGCCUAUGGGCAUUGAUGCACACUCCCUGGUGACCGGUUGGAAAUCCUUCGCAGCGUUGCAGUGGCGGUUGGUCCCCCUGCCUUUCAAAGGGCGUUACCAUGGCGAUAGCAAACACCAGUGCGUUCCCUGGCGGCUUCCACACGACUGCAGCCAUGGCCUUCAUGUCGCACGCAGAUGCUGAGCUGAAACAGUACAUCAAAUCUCACUCAAUCUCAGAGAUCUAUGAGGCAUUGCUGACAGGAUUAUUUGUUCAGUGUCCUGGUGAUCCAUUAAUAUUUUUGGAAGAGAAAAUUAAAGAACUACAAAAUCGAAAAAGUCAAGCUUUGCUUUUGACAAAGGAAGGUCAUAUGGAUUUGAGCUGGGACAUGUUUGUCACAGAUGAUUUCCGACAAAGUAUGACAAAAAUGAUAGGCAGUUAUUUAAACUAUCUCUUUGAUCUGGAAGCAGGUCUGGUGCUUCCUCCAGAAAUGAAUGAGAAAGCAUAUCGGUUCCAUUUGAACUUUUUAUUGAAGAAGUACUUUUAUGAAUGGAUGACAUAUAUCAGAAAUAAAAAAAGAGAUCAGAUUGAAAUGGCACAAGCUGUGAUCAAGGCUGAAACUCAUUAUGUACGGCGUAAAUUAACAGUGGGACUUUAUGCAUGGAUAAAGUGGAUGCAAAUAAAAAGAAAACAAGAAACCCUGGCAAUGGAGCAUAUACGCAAGGUCAACAAUCAACGUCAGGCCAGGCUCAUUUUAAGAGAGUGGCUUGUUGUGGCAAAAGAGGCAAAAACUACCCGAGUGUACUUUGAGCGACUGGAGCGAGGGGAAUUGGAAAUCGAGAGUGACAUUUUAAUGGUAGCACCAACAGAUGAGAAAGAUCAUAUUUCCAACUUUCCUUCGGCAAUUUCACAGCAGAUUUUUGGUUAUCUUGGUGUUAGGGAGCUCAUAAGAUGUGCACAAGUUUGUCAGUCCUGGAAGGUGAUUACACAGUCAAGUUUCCUCUGGAGCAAGAUUGACUUUUAUCCAGUAAAACAUCUGAUUAAAGAUGAUGAUGCAGCAAAUAUUUUGCGGAGUUACCGUUCUAGUGUCGUUCAUUUGAGUCUCCGGGGAUGCAACAACAUCGGUCGGGCCACCUUCAAAGGAAUUACUGGCUGUCGUAAUUUGCAAGACCUAAAUUUAUCUGAAUGUGAAAAAGUAACUGAUGAAUUUGUGUCUGCAGUGGUGGAAAUAUGCAAAUCGCUUAUGUACCUGAACAUAUCCUACACUAGUAUUGGUGAUGCUACACUUAGGUCAUUAUCAAAAUUUGGUCUGAAUCUGCAAUAUCUGAGCCUGGCAUAUGCAAAGAAAUACACAAAUAAAGGUUUGAAUUACCUUGCCACGGGGAAGGGCUGCCACAGGCUUGUCUAUCUGGACAUUUCAGGCUGCACUGAGAUCUCAGUGAGAGGUUUUAAGUCAUUAGGAAUUGGCUGCAAUGAAAUUGAGCACCUUGUAAUCAAUGAUAUGGCUACACUUACUACCACCUGCAUCGUAGCAAUGGCUGGUUACUAUUCUAAUCUCACAACAGUUUCACUUCUUGCCUCGCCACACAUAUCUGAUUCAGCUGUUAGAGCACUUUCCCAAGGAAACAAGCUCACCGUAUUUAAAACUGAAGGUAAUAAACGUUUAACUGAUAUAAGCUUCAAAACUUUCGGCACCAGUUGUCCAAAUUUGAAACACAUCUAUGUGUCAGACUGUCCAAAGAUAACUGACAACAGCUUGAAAUUCAUAUCAUCACUGCAAGACAUCGUUGUGUUGAAUAUUUCAGACUGUAUAAGUAUCACUGAUUUAGGUGUACGAAUCUUUUUGGAAGGACAAUCAGGUUCAAAACUAAGAGAACUGAAUCUCAGCAACUGCAUCUUAAUUACUGAUUUAACAUUACUGAAAAUCGUACAGAGGUGUUCCAGUUUAAGUCAUCUGAGAAUUCGUUUCUGUGUACACUUAACUGAUAAUGGGAUAGAAUGGCUCGGAAACUUGCAUGCUAUAACCCACAUUGACCUGACAGGAACCAGUGUACAUGAACAGGGUAUGUCGGGUCUUUCUAACAAUCAUAACAUAAGGGAGCUCUCAGUGGCACACUGCUCAGGAAUCACUGAUAAUGGAUUGCAGAAAUUCUACCACAAGAUGGCAAAUCUGGAAUACUUGGAUGUCUCCCAUUGCCUCUCAGUGACUGAUCAAAGUGUAAAGACGCUGGCUUUCUGCUGCAGAAGGCUCAUUUCAUUAAACAUCUCUGGAUGCCCAAAGAUUACUGACUUAAGUAUGCAAUAUCUGUCCGGAGUUUGCCAUUAUAUUUAUUUCCUGGACAUCUCAGGUUGUGUCAGGCUUACUGAUUCAGCAUUUACGUUCCUAAGGAAAGGCUGCAAACAUCUACGUGCCCUCAAGAUGCUAUAUUGCGCAAGGAUCACAAAGCAAACCGUCAAAGCAGCAAUAAAUAUUGAGCAUGUGGAAUAUAAUGAUGACAAUCCUCCCAUGUGGUUCGGAUAUGAUGAUAAAGGAAACUACCUUGCCCCCAAAAAGGAGGAAGAGGAAAAAAUGUAAAGGUGUAACC